Molecule: messenger RNA, 1782 nt
Organism: Kwoniella botswanensis
Lineage: Eukaryota; Fungi; Basidiomycota; Tremellomycetes; Tremellales; Cryptococcaceae
Exons: 10
Coding region: 1-1782 (593 amino acids)
Molecular function (GO): Hsp90 protein binding
Source: RefSeq, a predicted model, not a curated record
AUGUCAGACGCAAACGCAAUCAAGGCAGAAGCCAACAAGGCAUUCUCAGCGAAAGAUUAUGUGACUGCGGCGAAGUUAUAUAGUGAUGCUAUAGAGAUAGAUGGAGGGAAUCAUGUAUUGUAUAGUAAUAGAUCGGCGUCAAAGGCGGGGCAGAGGGAUUAUAAGGGGGCUUUGGAGGAUGCUGAGAAGUGCAUCCAACUCUCCUCAUCCUUCUCCAAGGGAUACGCCCGAAAAGGAGCAGCCCUCCAUGGGCUGCGCCAAUUCCCCGAAGCAGUGAUGGCCUACGAAGAAGGACUCCAGGUCGAUCCCAAUUCCGACAUCCUCAAAAAGGGUUUAGCCGACGUCAAGCGAGCGAUGGAUUCAGACGCUCAAUCACCUUUCGGUCCAGGAGGAGACAUGGGACUAGGCAAGAUAUUCAAUGAUCCUUCGAUGGUGUCGAAAUUGGAGAAUCACCCAAAGACAAAAGAUUUCAUGAAAGAUCCUUCGUUCAGAUCAUCAGUAGCAAGAUUACAAGCUUCAGGAGGUAAAGAUAUGGGUGCGUUGAUGGGCGAUCCAAGAAUGUUGACUGUGUUGGGUGUUAUGAUGGGUAUCGAUAUCGACGCAAUGGAAAGACCCGAAGGCAGCAACGACACUCCACCCGGCAUGCAACCAUUCCCAUCCUCUCAACAACCCGAAGCAUCCUCAUCCAAGCCCACUCCUCCACCAGCAGCUGAGAAGAAACCUGAACCCGCACCCGCUCCCGCUCCGGCCAAGGAAGAACCAAUGGAGGUCGAAGAGGAGAACCCAGAUGCCGCUGCUCAGAAGGAAGCUGCUGAGCUGAAGACCAAGGGAAAUGCCUCGUACAAAGCUAGGAAAUUCGAUGAAGCUAUUGAGCUGUACAGUAAAGCCUGGGAAGUGUAUCCUAAGGAUGUCACUUUCCUUACCAACUUAUCUGCUGUAUACUUCGAAAAAGGAGAGUACGAGAAAUGCAUUGAGACAUGUGAAAAGGCAGUAGAGGAAGGUAGAGAUCUGAGGGCGGACUACAAAGUAUUCGCCAAAGCAUACGGACGUAUCGGUUCAGCAUACAGCAAGCUCGGCGACUUGGCCAACGCCAUCAAGUCCUACUCCAAGUCACUCACUGAACAUCGAACACCGGAUGUCUUGACUAAGCUUCGAGAAGCCGAGAAGGCCAAAGCUGAAGCCGACAAACAAGCUUAUAUUAAUCCUGAAUUGGCUGACGCUGCCCGAGCGGAAGGUAACGAAGCUUUCAAAGCUGGUGAUUACGCCGGUGCCGUCAAACACUACACAGAAGCUGUCAAGAGAUUACCAACCGACCCAAGAGCAUACAACAACCGAGCGUCGUGUUAUCAAAAACUCAUGGCUCUUCCCGAAGCUCUCAAAGAUGCCGAACAAGCCAUCAAGAUUGACGGUACUUUCAUCAAAGCUUACAUCAGAAAGGCUCUGGUGCAAGAAGCUAUGAAGGAGCUCAAUGGCGCUUUGGAAACACUGCAACAAGCUACCGAAGCUGACACCGAGAAGAAGCAUACUCGUGAACUGGAAACCAACUUGACUAGGAUCUUACAACAGAUCCAAUCUCAACGAUCUACCGAGACUGACGAGGAGACUUAUGAGAGAGCGAUGAGGGAUCCUGCGGUACAGGAGAUCAUGAGUGAUCCUAUCAUGAGACAAAUCCUAUCUGAUGCUCAACAGAACCCCAAGGCAUUACAAGAUCACAUGAAGAAUCCUAUGAUCGCUCAAAAGAUCCAGAAGUUGAUCAACGCUGGUAUCAUCCGAACUCGAUAG